AUGGCCAAGAAGAAUCAAGUCGCGAGAAAUGAACGGGAACGCAAGAGAGUUCAUCAGGUUUGUCACUUUUUUUUCAACUUUUUUCCACCGUACCUAACUAAACUCGACCGUUUUCCAGGUCAAUCACGGCUUCGAAGUGCUCCGGGACCGUGUCCAGCCGAAGAAUGUGAACAAGAAGCUGAGCAAGGCGGACACGCUUCGAGAAGCCGCCCGAUACAUCAAACACCUCGCCUACCUGCUCAACUCGGAUCCACAACAGCCAUCCGGUAAGAUCCACUAGAUCUUUGGACAGUCCGUAACCCUUCAUCUCCUUGCAGUGUCCUCGAGUUCCACGGAUUACCAGAUGAACUCGUCCGGCUCCUCCUCCUCCUCCUCCAACUUCUCGCACUUUCCGGUCAAAGAGGAGUUCUCCAUGUACCUGCCGCAGAACUACCAGAUGCCGCAGCAGGUCCCGAUGAGCCAAUCCGGCGCUUCGCAUCACUUUUCGCCCUCAACUUCCUCUCCAACUUCCUCCGUUUCUUCCUCUUCCUAUUCGCCCACUCAAAUGUGCUAUCCGACCGGCGCCACGGUCAAUUAUUCUCAUUUCCAUCACUGA
This is a messenger RNA of Caenorhabditis sp. 36 PRJEB53466, 595 nucleotides long. The record is from the annotation of a GenBank genome assembly. NCBI's taxonomy places the organism in Eukaryota, Metazoa, Nematoda, Chromadorea, Rhabditida, Rhabditidae.